AAUAGUAUUCGACUCUCUUUAUACUUUGCACGGUGGUAUUCACUUUCAAUCUAAAAACUAAGGUCUGGCUUUAAAGCUCAUUUAGUUUCAUUAAGUAUAUCCAUUUGAAUAAUUAUAGAUUUGAAGUAUGGAUUUCAAAAGAACCCUUUUUCUUUCGACAAUAGCUUUUGUUAUUUUGGCAAUAAAUUCAGCUGUUAAUGGAAUGGAAGGAAACGUCGCGGAGAGUAGUUAUAGUACACCUCCUGAAGAUAAACCAGAAGACGAUGGUUACACUACUCCACCUAAGCCACCUCCAAUUACAUCAAAGCCUAAAGCAGCUCCAAUAUCAACACCUAAACCAAAAACAACGAAAGGCAAUAAUAUAACCAGUCUUUUAGAAGAGAGAAAAAUUACUACAUCAGAAACUACGACAAAAAAAAUCAUCCAAGCAGCAGUGCGUAAUCCAUGGAUGCCGUAACAGCACAGGUUCAUAUGUGUCCUCCAGCUUUAUCUAAGCAAGCCAAAAACCCCCAAAAACCUGAAACAAAUUCAAAGUUGAGUUCAAUCACAGCUAAAACCACUUCAAAUCAUAAUGCUGAAUCACCAUAGCUCCGUGUUAUAUUUUUAAAAUUCAUAUUAUUAUGUGUAUUUUUUUUUUUUAAUGUAUAUGUUUCUUUUCCAUUAUGUUUACAUGUUCAGAUUUUCCCAACAACUUAUUUUCCACAACAAUAUGUCUUAUAAAUUAUAUUAUAUGUCCAAUAUCGUUUUAUUACCAAUAAAAAAUCCAUAUUUACCGUA
Messenger RNA from Adelges cooleyi (spruce gall adelgid), 777 nucleotides. RefSeq lists its product as uncharacterized. The record is from RefSeq and is a predicted model, not a curated record. The transcript has 11 exons. The coding region runs from base 128 to 457 and encodes 109 amino acids. NCBI's taxonomy places the organism in Eukaryota, Metazoa, Arthropoda, Insecta, Hemiptera, Adelgidae.